Molecule: messenger RNA, 762 nt
Organism: Osmia lignaria (orchard mason bee)
Lineage: Eukaryota; Metazoa; Arthropoda; Insecta; Hymenoptera; Megachilidae
Product: Small ribonucleoprotein particle protein SmE
Biological process (GO): mRNA splicing, via spliceosome
Cellular component (GO): spliceosomal complex
Molecular function (GO): RNA binding
Source: RefSeq, a predicted model, not a curated record
AGGAAUAAUUUUAAACAUAUUCGUUGUAAAAAAGUGUGCGAAGUGAAAUUUAGGAGCAACAGUUGGUACGACAACGACGCCACAUCUUCCGGCGUCCGGCAGUUACGAAGCACGCGAUUAUUGAGCGUUGCCUGUUAAUUUUUUAAAAAUCAUCACAAAAAUGUCAUACAAGGGACCACAGAAAGUUCAGAAGGUGAUGGUACAACCCAUCAACCUUAUAUUUCGAUACUUACAAAACCGUUCACGGGUACAAGUUUGGUUAUUUGAAAACAUAAAUCUACGGAUUGAGGGUCAUAUCGUCGGAUUUGAUGAAUACAUGAAUUUGGUGCUGGACGAUGCGGAGGAAUAUCAUUUGAAGACUAAGAACAGAAAACCACUUGGACGGAUCAUGUUAAAAGGCGAUAACAUAACAUUAAUACAAAAUACGAAUCCAGGAGGGAAUUAGAUGUUGAACCAUAACCUCGGAGGACGUUCUAGGACGAAUAACAAACACGUUGUUUUUUAUUUUGUGCAAAGAUUACGUGUGUGAAACUCACGUGAAUAAACUGUACGCCAAGAGAAGUGACCCGAAAACCCUCAAUGUGGAGAACAUUUGAAUCCAUUAGGAUAAAUAAUUAUAAAUUGAUCAGCACAAUUUGUAACUGAAAAUAUCAGUGUCAUGUUGAAAUGACAGUAUUAUUCUUCAUUAGAAAAUGUAUUUGUUGUUGUAAUUUGGUAAUAGAACAAUUCUUUCAAAGAAUAAAAGCAUUCAAGCAUUAUAAA